UCUCCACAGAGGAAGAGACACUGAUCCACCAGAGAACAACAACAACAUCUUGUUUGCAUAUUUCUUAAUCAAAUCACCAAAGCUCAAAAUGGCUCAAGCUAUCACUGAACUUCAAGUCUCUAUCAGUAGGGAUGAAGAAGACAAGUUUGAAAAGCAAGGUUUCUCCAAAGUUGACGGUAAUCUCAACAGUGGUACUUCAGGUCCUGAUGUGUUCCUGUGGUUUAAAAAGCAGGGCGACAGGCCGAUCACCAGAAUCCAGUUCUCCUUCAGAAAAGAGAUGGAUAGCAUUCUCUCUGCCGCUGGCUUCACCAAGGUCGUUAAAGACAUAAAUACAGGUACUGGAGGCGAUGAGACAUACCUGUGGUACAUGAGUGGCACCUCUAGGUUCGACCUCCCAAUCCUGAAGCUGAAGGUGACCACCAGCUUGGAGGAUGAGCCAAGUCAGUUCAGCUCUGGCUGGGAGCGCCUGGGCUGCGACCUGAACCGCAACAACGGUGGAGAUCCAGUUUAUCUCUGGGUGAAGAGGGACGCAACAAGCUACAUCUCUGACAUCACAGCCACUAUCAACUUCUCUCAAGACAUGAAAGAUCUCUUUCAGCAAGGAUACAUCCGUGUGGAUGAAGACACCAACCGCAAAGUGCCGCCACAAGGUUCUGCAGUGUUUCUGUGGUAUCGCCGCUCCAAGGUUGAAGAUGAUGGCAUCGCUAAGAUCGAUGUUUCCCUCAAUAAAAAUGAGGAGGACGACCUGAAGAAGAAUAAAUUCACGAAGGUUAAUAAAAACCUCAAUGACAGCACCACUGGAGGUCCUGUGUAUCUGUGGUACAAGCGUGAAAAAACUCCUGCCAUCCAGUUCUUCACCGUGCUAGUCGGUGAUGUUGCUCAGAGUGUUUAUAAAAAAGCUGGCUUCCAUGUUGUGGAGAAAAACCUGAAUAAAGGCAGUGAUGGAAUUCCUCUUUAUGUCGCCUAUAAGUGA
Molecule: messenger RNA, 973 nt
Organism: Colossoma macropomum (tambaqui)
Lineage: Eukaryota; Metazoa; Chordata; Actinopteri; Characiformes; Serrasalmidae
Exons: 2
Coding region: 89-973 (294 amino acids)
Source: RefSeq, a predicted model, not a curated record